Messenger RNA from Microcebus murinus (gray mouse lemur), 1396 nucleotides. Lineage: Eukaryota; Metazoa; Chordata; Mammalia; Primates; Cheirogaleidae. The record is from RefSeq and is a predicted model, not a curated record.
AGAAUUCCCAGAGCUCUGAUUCAGCAUUGGGAGCUUCUGCUCACAGUUUUCUUCACUGCUCUUGGGGUCCCCACACUAGGGCCCCUCUUUCUCUAAAUCCAGAUGAACAAGUUUCUCUUACUGAUGAGUCUUUACCUGCUUGGAUCUGCCAGAGGAACAUCAGGUCACCCUGAUGAACCUCCUGGCUCUAUAGAUCAUCACGCUUCAAUUCAACAACUUUCAGGUGAGUACUUUUCACUUGCAAACCCUUCAGAUGCUGAGGCUUUAUAUGAGACUGCUUCAAAAGGGAACACUUUAAGUGAGCAUGGUUCAAGUGAGCAUGGUUCAAAUGAGCACGCUGUGGCUGAGCACACUUCUGGAGAACAUGCUGCCAGUGAACACACUUCAGGUGAGCAUACUGCAAGUGAACAGUCUUCAGGUGAGCGCGCUGCAGGUGAACAGUCUUCCGGUGAGCACGCUGCAGGUGAACAGCCAUCGGGUGAGCAUGCUGCGGGUGAACAGCCUUCGGGUACGGCUGAACAGCCUUCGGCUACGGCUGAACAGACUUCCGGUGAGCAGGCUGCGACUGAACAGCCUUCGGCUGCGGCUGAACAGACUUCAGCUGCGGCUGAACAGACUUCCAGUGAACAGGCUUCGAGUGAGCAGGCUUCGGGUGAACAGUCUUCCAUUGAGCACACUGCGGCUGAACAGUCUUCUGGUGAGCAUGCUGCUGCUGAACAGUCUUCAGGUGAGCAUGCUGCUGCUGAACAGUCUUCAGGUGAGCAUGCUGCAGGUGAACAGUCCGCUGAGCAUGCUGCAGCUGAACAGGCUUCAGGUGAGCACGCUGUGGCUGAACAGACUACAGGGGAACAGCCUUCAGGUGUACCAUAUUCAACCACACCUUCAGGCAUAAUAUUAAGUUGCCAUGUAUGCGCUUAUAUGAAUGAUCAAGGAAAAUGUCUUCGUGGAGAGGGAAUUUGCACCACUCAGAAUUCCCAGCAGUGCAUGUUAAAGAAGAUCUUUGAAGGUGGAAAACUCCAAUUCAUGGUUCAGGGGUGUGAGAACAUGUGCCCAUCUAUGAACCUCUUCUCCCAUGGAACCAGGAUGCAAAUUAUAUGCUGCCGGAAUCAACCUUUCUGCAACAAGAUUUAGAAGCCUGUGCCCUUGCUUCUUGUUCUGACUUAGGCAGCAAAAAGGCUCCAUCACCCUACAUAGCUCAAUUUAUAUUUAGUUUCUUCUUCAGUCAACAACUAAUCACAUCUGCCUGAGCAUCAGACAGGAUAUUCAAACAUCUUAUCUUUUCUCUCCUAUUCAUGUCCUACUAUCCAUUCUUCUGUCCUCUGUUUUCCCUGCUUCAAACUCCCAUUUCUCAAAAUCCCUGACUUUUUUUUUUUUCAAUAAAUUCCACAUGGUUAAA